AUGGCCGCCGACGCCGCCCGGAAAGACGACGACUCGAGCUCCGACUCGGACCGCGAGGAAGCGGGCUCCCCCCCGGAUGAGAAGGCGUUAAUCGGCAGCUUCAUCGACGCACAUCCGCCGCCGGCCGUGCCCCAGCGCUACGGCCGGCUGUCGUGCCCCGUCGUCAUCCCCCAGCGGCGGCCUGGCAACAAGGAGCGCGGCUUCGUGAAGGCGUACGCGCCCAUGCUGGCCCAGUGCGGCAUUGACCAGGACACCUUCCUGGACUUCAUCCGCACCUGUAACAAGGCUAUCCAGGCCUCCAAAUGGCUGGUCGCUCUCCAGGUGGCCGCCGCGGGCGCCGGGCUGGCCCCCAACAGCAUUGCCAUGGGCGUCGCCUUGGGCGUGCAAGUAGCGUCUGGCAUCGCCGCGCAGGCGCAAAUCAAGUGGAAAACCAACGCCUUCCUCGACCGCAUGAACGAGGAGUUCUUCCGCCCUCGCGGGCUCUACUGCCUGCUCAUGGCGUACAACCCGAUCCCGAUGCAGAAGAAGGACAAGACCGACGUCGCCCAGACCAUCUCCGCCGCCAUGCCCCCGUCUUCUGGCGGCGGCCUCUCCGCCAAGCUGAAGAAGAAUCUGCGGAACCCGUUUGCCAACGUCACGGAGGGCGAAGAGAACCUGCCCGAGCAGGUGGCGCCCUUGAUCUUCCCCGAGAAGCCGGCCAAGCCGGGCAAGAAGAGCAAGUGGGCCAAGUACAACCUGAACGACUUUUUUGACAAGAGGGCGCAGGCUCGAUACGCAGUCGAAAGCAACGGCGACGUCUUGUCCGUGCCGACUCCGCCAACAUUCAAAAACCGCUAUCUCGAUCCCAACCACCCGGCCAACAACGGCGGCCUGCUGGGCCUGCUGACCGGGGGCGCGCUCACCCCAGAUCCGCAGAAGCAGAAGCAGCGGAUGCUGGAGGCCAUCGCGGCGCAGGAGAAGGCAGUCCGCGAGCAGCAGCAGCUCCAGAUGGCGCAGCUCCGGACGCAGCUUGCGCAGAUGGGGCUCUCGCCGCAGCAGCAGCAGGAGCAGAUUGAGCAGUACGAAAAGGCCUUUCAGCUGCAGCUGGACCAGCUGCGUCAGCAGGCGGAAUGGGUGGAGAAAGGGCAGCGGAGGAUCGUUCAGAACAUCCUCUACCUAAUGAUCGUCAACAUGCCGUCAGACGAAGAACUAGCCGCUGCAAGAGAGCAACUCCGCGCAGCCGAGCAGGGCCAAUUCGCCGGGACGGAGAUGCCAGUGAAGACGGUUGACGUGUAG
Rasamsonia emersonii CBS 393.64 is the source of this 1275-nucleotide messenger RNA. RefSeq lists its product as uncharacterized. NCBI's taxonomy places the organism in Eukaryota, Fungi, Ascomycota, Eurotiomycetes, Eurotiales, Trichocomaceae. The transcript has 4 exons. The record is from RefSeq and is a predicted model, not a curated record. The coding region runs from base 1 to 1275 and encodes 424 amino acids.